This is a messenger RNA of Recurvomyces mirabilis, 606 nucleotides long. RefSeq lists its product as uncharacterized. The transcript has a single exon. Lineage: Eukaryota; Fungi; Ascomycota; Dothideomycetes; Mycosphaerellales; Teratosphaeriaceae. The record is from RefSeq and is a predicted model, not a curated record. The coding region runs from base 1 to 606 and encodes 201 amino acids.
AUGAAGUUCACCCUCUCCACUAUCCUGGCUCUCCUAGCCACCACCACCGCCGCCUCCCCCGUCGACCUCAACACCCUAACAACCAUGGCCGCCGAAGCCGCCGCCGACACAGGCGAAACCUUCCACCUCGAAGUCACCAACAACUGCCCCUUCGUCAAAGAAGUCGGCCUCUACACCGUAACCUCGGACUUCCAAAUGUUGCAAAUGUCCCCGCCCACCAACAUGCCCCCAGGCCACGAAAUCGUCAUCGCCGCCCCCUUCAAAGCCAUCGGCAUGCGACUAACGGGCCACGCGGAAUGGGGCUCCGCCGGAGGCUGGAAACCCCAAGCCUUGUUCGAGUUCGGGUAUGCGGCUUAUCAGGAUGUGGAGGGGACGGCGUAUGAUUUGAGCUUGAUGGAGGGGAGCGAUCAUGAUAUUGGGAUGUCGGCUGCGCCCGUGGAGAAUGGACAGGGGAGUGGGACGUGUCGGAGCUUGAAGUGUUAUCCGUGGGAUUGUCCUGGGAAUCAAGGGUGGUUGGAUCCGAAUCAGAGUGAUGUUGGGGAUGCGGCGCCGGAUACGGUCUGUUAUAAGGGGAAGACGGAUUUUAAGAUUGUGUACUGUCCGUAA